ACUCACAGGCAGGGGGAAUUGCUGUAGGAGCUCCCCUCCUGCCAUGCAUAUUCAUUGGAAAGCCCGUUUAGCAGCUGCAGUACGACGUAGUAGGGCCGCGUAAGCAAUGAUGUAGGAGAUCGUGAGGGACUAGGGGGAGGGGAGCGCGUGAGAGGCGCGCUAGCGAGGGAGGGAGGGAGGGAGGGAGAUGCAAGCAGAGCGUGAGCAUCUCUUCCUGGCAUUCAAGCUGUCAGUGGAGGAAGACGGAGAAAUUCAACAGCAAUAUCAACCCCGCGCUCUUGAGAAGCAGCACAAGAGUUACGAAUCCCAGGCGACCCUCACCUUUACCCAGAGCUUAACCUUCACUAGCCAUGAACUUCCUACGCCGUCGCCUCUCUGACAGCAGCUUCAUCGCCAACCUGCCCAAUGGCUACAUGUCGGAUCUCCAGAGGCCUGACCCACCUCCACCACCUCCUCCCACUGCUGCCACCAAAACCCCCGCCGGAGUGACUCCUGCCCCAUUGGCCCCUCCGGCGGACAAGUCCCCCACCGCUUCUCCAGCCCCCGAGCGACGGCCACAGCCCGCCCAAUCCAGCGGCUCGGGGUUCUUCAGCUCCAUCACCAACGUGAUGAAGCAGACCGCCGCCUCUGCGGGACUGGUGGAGCAAAGUCCUGCGGUGGUGUCGCGGAAGUUCAAGAUCCUGCUGGUCAUCGACGAGCCCCAACACGAGUGGGCAAAGAUAUUUCGUGGGAAGAAGGUCCAAGGCGAUUAUGAUGUCAAAGUUGAGCAGGCCGAGUUCUCGGAGAUCAACCUUGUGGCUCAUGCUAAUGGCACAUGCAGUGUGGACAUGCAAGUGAUCAGAAAUGGAACAAAAGUGGUUCGGUCCUUCAAGCCUGACUUCGUCUUGGUGCGACAGCACGCUUAUAGCAUGGCACAGAAUGAAGAUUUCCGCAAUAUAAUCAUCGGGUUGCAUUAUGCCGGGAUCCCCAGUGUCAACUCGCUGGAGUCCAUUUACAACCUCUGUGACAAGCCAUGGGCUUUUGCUCAACUGAUCAGCAUCUACAAGAGACUGGGAGCAGAUAAAUUCCCUCUUGUUGAUCAGACGUUCUACUCAAACUACAGGGACAUGACUGGAUGA
Molecule: messenger RNA, 1118 nt
Organism: Sinocyclocheilus rhinocerous
Lineage: Eukaryota; Metazoa; Chordata; Actinopteri; Cypriniformes; Cyprinidae
Product: synapsin-2-like
Exons: 6
Coding region: 351-1118 (255 amino acids)
Biological process (GO): neurotransmitter secretion
Cellular component (GO): synaptic vesicle membrane; synaptic vesicle
Source: RefSeq, a predicted model, not a curated record